Coregonus clupeaformis (lake whitefish) is the source of this 1896-nucleotide messenger RNA. It is a transcript of the gene smoc1, whose product is annotated as SPARC related modular calcium binding 1. Bases 322 to 1812 code for a protein of 496 amino acids. NCBI's taxonomy places the organism in Eukaryota, Metazoa, Chordata, Actinopteri, Salmoniformes, Salmonidae. Gene Ontology annotation, biological process: extracellular matrix organization. The record is from RefSeq and is a predicted model, not a curated record. Gene Ontology annotation, molecular function: extracellular matrix binding; heparin binding; protein binding. Gene Ontology annotation, cellular component: basement membrane. The transcript is spliced from 14 exons.
ACGGUACUUUAACCUGUAGCUUACGAGCAGGAUGAUCAGCUGGCCAGCACGCUGUGGAUCAAAUCUGUCACUAUGGUGACCGUCAGUGCAUAAAAGUCCAGUCUACCGGUGGCACUAUGUGAAUAUUACUGUACAUUCUCUCAGCAUCUUGAAGAAGCAACUAAAGGAAGAACUGUGGAGGAGAGGGUUUUUUUGGGGGGGGGAAGCUCUUUCUACCAUUUGGAACUUUUUGGUGAAACGUGUUUUAGGCAUCAGUCCCAGUUGAAAUAACUAACUAAUUUACACAAACUCACCCUUUUAAUAGUCAACUAACGACAGUUAAUGAUGUUCAUCCGAAGCUUCGUUCUUGUAACUUUUUCUCAUUAUUUCGUACUUCUGUUGAUGUGUCAUUUCCCUCGGGCGUCCGCUCAGAAAUCCACUGGUCCACGGCAGUGGCUGAUAGGGGACAGGGAGACCCACUGUGGGAUCAUCUGUUCCAGGACACAGGGCAAGCCGGUGUGUGGCUCUGAUGGGCGGAGCUACGAUACCGGCUGUGACCUGCAGAGGGCGCGCUGCAAGGACCGCUCUCUGACGCUAGCACACCGCGGACGAUGUCGAGGUAAAAACUCGGUGAGGAUUGACCAGCUUCCAGUAGCUGCUGCUCCAACAUCAGUGUCAGAGGGGAAGAACCUGGAACUGGAAGAUGGAGGCCAGUCUAAGUGCAGGGUGGAGAGGAAUCAGGCUCUGGAGCAGUCUAAGAGACCUCAGGAGUCCAUCUUCAUCCCAGAAUGCAACGAGGACGGAACCUUCGCCCAGGUGCAGUGUCACACUCUGACAGGAUACUGCUGGUGCGUCACCACCGACGGAAAACCAGUCAGCGGCUCCUCCGUGCACAACAGGACCCCUGUGUGUUCAGGGUCAGUAACUGAUAAACCACCUGGACCUCCUAGUUCCGGGAGAAAAGUCUCUUUCCGUUUCUUUCUCACUCUGAACCCAGAUGAUGGCUCCAAGCCCACACCCACCAUGGAGACCCAUGUACUGCCAGAUGGGGAUGAGAUUACGGCUCCGACCUUGUGGAUCAAACAGCUGGUUUAUAAGGAGAACAAGCAGAACAGUUCCAACACGAGAAGACCAGAGAAAGUUCCCUCUUGUGACCAGGAGAGACAGAGUGCCCUGGACGAGGCCCGUCAGAACCCCCGUGAGGCCAUCUUCAUCCCAGACUGUGGGCCAGCGGGCCUCUACAAGCCUGUCCAGUGCCACCAGUCCACUGGCUACUGUUGGUGUGUUCUGGUAGACACAGGGAGACCCAUACCAGGCACCUCUACCAGGUACCAGACCCCAGAGUGUGACAGCACGGCUCGUUCGAUGGUCUCAGACGUUGAAGAUCCUUUCCAGGGCCGAGACCUGACAGGCUGUCCGGAGGGGAAGAAGGUGGAAUUCAUUACCAGCCUUUUAGAUGCCCUCACCACAGACAUGGUCCAGGCCAUAAACUCACCAACCCCCCCUGGUGGCGGGAGGUUGAUGGAGCCGGACCCCAGCCACACUCUAGAGGAGAGGGUGGUCCACUGGUACUUUGCCCAGCUGGACAACAACAGCAGCCAUGACAUCAACAAGAAGGAGCUAAAGCCCUUCAAGAGAUACGUCAAGAAGAAAGCUAAACCCAAGAAAUGUGCCAGGAAGUUCACUGACUACUGUGACUUGAACAAGGACAAAGCCAUCUCACUUCUGGAGCUGAAGGGCUGUCUGGGGGUCAGCAAGGAGGGUGGUUCUGUGAGCAGCAUCAACCAAGGGACAAGGCAAGGGACUAAUUUGUUCAUAGGUCGUCUGGUGUGAGGAAGGACGGCUCCAGAAGCUGAGAGGAGAGCAGAGGGCAGGGUUAGAGCAGAGGGCAGGGUUAGAGCAGAGGGCAGGGUUAGA